AUGAAGUUGUUGAGUUGGAUGCAAAGUAAACUCCAAGGAAAAGUAAAAUUUCAGAACAAAGGAUCACAUUCAAACUCUUCAAUUGAGCAGCUUGAAGAAACCAGUCCUUUGCCUCUUGGCCUACUAGCAAUUGGAACUUUUGGCAACAAUAAUGUGUUGAAUGUAUUGAAGACGACCGAUGCCGAAAACACUGUCGUUGACGCUCGAUCUCCAUCGAAAGAAACCGAAGAUGAAGGUGGUUCUCUUGAAGAUAUCCCUAAAUUAGAAGAGGAGUUGAGGGAACUUUGGCAGCAAAACACUCAACUUGGGGAAGAGGAAACUGAUGAUUUUGAUAAUGAUCAAACAGAAGAACAAGGUGUGAAAAAGAACAUUGGUAAUUUAGUGAUUGGGGAAUGGAAAGAUGAUGAUGAGAAAAGUAAUCAUCCAAAAUCCAUUGUGAAGAGAUCCGUAUCGUUUCUGGUCAAGAAGAUAUUUGUCUGUGGAAGCGGUUUUGCACCGUUGCCACCAUUGCCGCCACUGAGCUUCAUGGACACACCGCAAGACGCAACGAUGAAAAAGAUCUUGAGGAUGAUGCUUCGUAAGAAGAUAUACCCUAAGAAUUCUUCUCAAAUGGCUUCAUUGAAGAGAUUCAUAAAGGAGAAAGAGAGGAGAGAUAAGAGAAGUGAAGAUGAAGAGAACAAAUAUGAUAAUUGUAAUAAUGUAAACUCAAGGUCAAAAUCCAUUCAAUAA
Molecule: messenger RNA, 729 nt
Organism: Benincasa hispida (wax gourd)
Lineage: Eukaryota; Viridiplantae; Streptophyta; Magnoliopsida; Cucurbitales; Cucurbitaceae
Source: RefSeq, a predicted model, not a curated record